Malassezia japonica is the source of this 717-nucleotide messenger RNA. RefSeq lists its product as uncharacterized. NCBI's taxonomy places the organism in Eukaryota, Fungi, Basidiomycota, Malasseziomycetes, Malasseziales, Malasseziaceae. The coding region runs from base 1 to 717 and encodes 238 amino acids. The transcript is spliced from 3 exons. The record is from RefSeq and is a predicted model, not a curated record.
AUGGCCAAGCAAAUCGAGGCUGCGGCUGAAAGCGAGUCUCUUCUUGGUUCGGACGGCUCAAGCGACGAGGCCCACUUGGAAAAAGAAGAGCAAUACAUUAUUGACGAUGCGAUCAGCCGCAAGAAAUCUAAGUACGACCGACCGGGCUCGUCCAACUCGGACGAGGCGCUGGACUAUGGCAACCGUACGGAUGCCUUUGAUACGGAAAAAGAGCACAACUUCGAAGAAGACGACGAGUUCUGGAAUACUCUGUCGCCCUCCAGGACAAAUUAUGGCGAUGCCGUGAUUGAAAAUGAAAUGUUCAAACCACAGCAGCCGUCCUUUUCUGACUUUUUUGACUCUUCUGACGAAAUGGAUGAAGCACAAGUCCACGACGAUGACGAUGACGAGAUGUUGACUACCGAUGAAGACACUGAGAGUGUUUCGGACAGCAGCUCUACCAUCAGCAACGCGUCUCUUUCUGCGCCUUUGAUUGCACACUUCGGCAAAACACGCGACCGCCACGACGACGAGGGAGACGGUGAUGAACCAGCGACUGAUGAAGAUGAAGAUGGCUCUUUGCGAAGUGCUAUUCCUCUUCUUGUCAUUGAAGAUUUGGAUGGCCGCUUGAUCUACGCCCGUGCAGGUGACGGCGAAGCGGUGUUUGGCUCUGACGGCGAGUUCGAAUUUGCAGGAGAGAGCGACGAGGACAUUUCUAGUGAUGACAUGGGCGAAUAA